GAGAGAGAGAGUGGCAGUGCUAUCAAUAAUAAUAUAGAGUAAAAAGUUGUACCUAGAAUAAAAAUAUCUGUAGUAAGUAUCUUCAUGGUAUAAGUAUAAUGAUCACGCAGCCUCUCGCUAUGGCUAUCUCCACAUCAUGUAUCCAUCAGUUGACACCUUGAAGAACCUCAACAUGUCCUUUUCAUGACAUCAACUACAACACUGCACAGGUCGUCAGCAGGAACAGCAACAUACAAAAGUUUGGAUGUCUUUUUUUAUCUCCACCCUCACCUCCCAGUGUGCUUGUUGUUGUUUGUGAAUUGUAUUUUUUUGUCCAGAAGCAGAUAGAAAGGCGUAAAUUUCUUGAUCUUGUUUAUCUAGAAAAACGACAACAGCCUUGUCUUAUUUCCAUUUUCGUUUUAGCACCAGCACCACCUAAAAAGGACAUCACUCAACAUCACUCAACGAGAAAAAAGGAGAACCUUGUCCACGACAAUCGUUGAAGAAGAGGAAGAGCUUUUUCGAUUUUUCGAUUUCAGAGAACCAAAUCGCGCAACAAUGGCGGUACAGAAUUCUUGAUAUUGGAUCUUCAAAAAACGUCUUCUCUCCAUACUAUUACUAGCGUUAUCUGUUAAGUACACAUAAUCUAUAGGCUGAUGCUCUUGAAUCUCCUCUUAUUUAUGCUAUUCCUAUUACUAGCUAGAUCUAUUUCAAUUUCUUGUGACAGGUGGAUGGAGUACUACAAGUUUCUUCAACUUCACGUUCAACCUUCACGUUCAACCUCUCAUCAUUCUUCUCCACCUGAUUCAUCAUUCUUCAUCUCCACGUCAACCUCUUAUCAUACUUACAACUAGGUUUUGUUCAAGAGAAACAAGCUCGUCGUGGUCUCCACAUUCGUCGCGGCCGCACUUCUCACAAAUGUCCAAGCUGUGCAUAAGAACUCCUCCUGUGGUGAUGAGGACCAGAAAGGGAAACAGGAGAAGCCACCAAAAGAUGAAGAUGAAUUCACAGUUAUGACUAUGUGAAGUAGAUAUUAUACUCGUAAUAUGCUCGUCGCCCUGAUGAAAAAGUUAGUUGUAGGAAUUUUACAUAGAAGAAUGAUCUUGCUCUUCAUCAAGUAAGUCCGUCAUACUCAACACCAUCUUCAACAUCAACAUCCGCAUGAAGAUGAUGUCAUCAUUCUAAUGUUGAUUCUCCUGACGGUAAUAGCGAGGACGAGGGACGAUACAUGAAUUUUGCGGUUGAGGCCCCUAGCGUGGGAUCGAAGGCCAAGUGCGCAAGCGGAACAGCGUCGCAUCCUAAAUGCAAGGCAUGGAGAAUCAGGGGAGGAAACCAAUUGUUAUGAAUCAAUGUAGUUGAAGAGGUUGUGGUGGUUGACGUGGAGAAGAACAAAACUCUUCUUACAUUAUGUCUAGAUGAAGUAGAGCUUUCCACUUCACGUAGGAUAUUUUUUUUAACUAAGCUAGCAGUUUGUUCUAGAAGAUCUUCCAUCCACCUAGAAUGAAGUUGUUAACUCGUCUCGUCCAUGUCCUUUUCUCCUCUAGUUUCUUUUCCCUUCACAUCUACGAUGGUGAAUAAAGUAGUAGAUAUGAACAACUAUAUGAACAAAUCGAAUAAUAUUUUCACGACGACCAUAAUUGACCCGGGAUCUCACUCUAAUAGCCGUUGGCAGCAAGUGCUACACCAAGAAGAAGGGGAGCAAGAAAACAUUUUAUGUCUGCAUGCCUGCCAAGGACGCGCACUCGACAUCAAAGGCUACCACGAUGUUUCGGGAAAGAGUGCCGUGUGGCUGCCGCAACGAAUUCGAUUUGGAGGACUCGGCACCGGACGAGAAGUAAGGUGAAGAAGAGCUACUAGGUAGGGAAAGGAACAGUUAAAAGGUAGAAGAUCUAGCAGAAUUAGAUCAACAGAAUUAGUAGAAGUUAUAUAAGGGCAUCCAUGGAGUAAGAUUCAGAGCAAGGCUAGAAAAAUGAAAAGGAAUGAAUAUUUUACUGUUGCACAAGUGGGAGAGAAGCAAAACCAAGGACUCCGAAAGAAUAAAAUCAGUACCGUUCGGUCUAAUCUUCUCUGAAAGUAAGAAGAUGCCAGGAGAACAUAGAUUGAAACUGUAGUUGUACUAAGUUGGUACACCGAGAAGGUUGUAGGGGAGAAAGAGGAUCCGUUUCCCCUAGAGAAAGGAGUCUGCAGAUCAGAAACAAAGGUAGUAAGUUGUAAAUAAAACCAGGCUCAGUUAGAAGUAUGUUAUGUUGUAGUUCUUGCUGUUGAUGCACCGGCAACUUUUGCACUUGUUCACAGUUACACUUAGAAAUAUAUAUGAUCUUCAGUUCGUUGUGUAAUAUCAGUUUCGAACUUCAAGAAAAAUCUACAUCUUCUGAUUAAAUUUCCUAAAAAUGUAGUUUGGCAACAUGAUCUAAGUCUAACGUCAUUGAAAUUGUAUUAAGUAGCUAAGGCUAUCUAUUGUUGAUGAAACUUGACUAUUGUAGAAGUAGACUCAGGAUGGUAAUUGAAUGUUUGCUGGCGUCUAAUCGAAAGCUCAAAAUAACCGAGUAGCCAACUGAAAUAACAGAGUCACCGCGUUGCUCUUGUUUCAGUAUCUCGCUUAUUCUAAGUUGUAGCUACUCGCUUACUUCAGUUUAUCGGAUAGACAGUAGAGGACCCAGGCAACAACAAAAAAAAAGUAUUGUAGACCCAGGUCCC
Molecule: messenger RNA, 2676 nt
Organism: Amoebophrya sp. A25
Lineage: Eukaryota; Dinophyceae; Syndiniales; Amoebophryaceae
Source: the annotation of a GenBank genome assembly